This is a messenger RNA of Daphnia pulicaria, 1020 nucleotides long. Its product is annotated as dnaJ homolog subfamily C member 8-like. The record is from RefSeq and is a predicted model, not a curated record. NCBI's taxonomy places the organism in Eukaryota, Metazoa, Arthropoda, Branchiopoda, Diplostraca, Daphniidae. Gene Ontology annotation, cellular component: nucleus. The transcript has 6 exons. Bases 120 to 884 code for a protein of 254 amino acids.
AAACUUUGGCAUUGGUACUUGGUAGUGGCCUUCCCAUCCCCUUAAAAUCGUUUGACAGAUUAAUUUCCGUUUCAUUAGUUAAUUUAAUAAAAUUUUGUUUACAAAGAUUUGUCUUUUGAAUGGCUGGAAUAGACAGCCAAUCUUCGGUCGGCAGUAUGAAUAGCGAUUUAGAUCACAGUAAAGUGGAGCAUUGCUUUCAGGAGUUUUACACAGAGGUCAAACAAAUUGAAAAACGUGACUCUGUUCUGACUUCAAAGCAGCAAAUUGAUCGAUUGCUAAGAGCUGGUUCAUCAUACUUUAAUCUCAACCCUUAUGAAGUGCUUCAAAUUGACCAUGAACUUCCUGUAGAAGAAAUUAAAAAGAAAUACAAGAGGCUAUCCAUUUUAGUUCACCCUGAUAAAAACAGUGAUGAUGCAGAUCGUGCACAACAAGCCUUUGAAGUUAUCAACCGAGCCUGGAAAAUUCUAGAAAAUGAUAAAACCAGAAAACGUUGCUUGGAGAUUGUUGAGGAAGCUACUGGAAUGACUGAUCUGGCAAUUUCCGAGAAAAGGAAAAAACUGAAGAAAGAAGGAAAGGAUACACGAAUUGAUGAAGAUGACCCAGUCAAAUACCGCCGCGCAGUCUAUGUGAUGACGAUCAAGCUCUUCGCUGACAUGGAGCGAAAACGAAGAGAAUUGGAGCAACGCGAUAUGGAGGAAAGGAAGCGCAAGAGGGAAACUGAAAUUGAGGCAGAAGAGAAGGCCAAGGUGGACAAAGAAUGGCAAAAGAACUUCGAAGAAUCGCGCCAAGGGCGAGUGAGCAGCUGGCAAAAAUUUCAACACAAGAAAACCAAAACGUCCAAGGGAUUUUUCAAACCUCCUAAAAAUAAGAUGGAGCAACGUUGAAACGUUGGAUUCUCGCGCACUUUUCUAAAAAUUGUCUAAUUCGUACGACCGAAGAUAAAAACAAACUAAUAUGACUUACUUUGCACUGAAAGAAAUCUUCUCAAAAAAGAUCAAUAAAAUGUAAAAUGAUAUCAAA